AUGGCUGGCAGCGUACGGAGUAGCUCUUCUUCUUCAACAGAGCGUCUUCGGACCAUCUUGACCGGUGCAGAAGCAGCCAUCUUCGACCUCAUCUGUGCUGGGGCCUCCAUUGAGCAGUGGGCAGAGUGGCUUCGGACUCCGUUGGAGCAUGCUGUGGCUGCGGGCAAGAUGGAUCUCGUUGUCCAGCUCGCCCAAGCGGGAGCAGGAGGCAUUGCUGUGCAUUCAGCCGUGAGGCGAGGUCAGGAGGCGGUCGUUGCGGAGCUGCUGAGGCUGGGGGCAUCGCCAGGAGAGCCGGACGAGAGCGGCGAUACUCCUCUCCACGUCGCUGUGCGUCACGGCCAUCACGGCAUCCUUACGCUACUGCUACUCCAGAAACCUGAAAUGGAUGUGCUUGAUGGCAACAAUCGUACGCCUCUUCAUGUAGCAGCUGAGCAAGGCUCUCUCGCUGCUGUCGAAGCUCUGGUUUCUGCCCACGCGGAUCUCAACCUCCGCUUCGGCGGCCGUGAUCAAUCGGCAAUGGAUUGUGCUGCGUACUUCGGUAAUGUGGAAAUCAUACGCACGCUGAACCAACACGGGGUUGACGUAAAUGACGCUGGCGCUACUGGUAUGACUCCCUUGCACAUCGCUGCCGCUCAAGCCCAAGUUGCCGCGGCUCGGGUGCUCGUCGAGGUUGGGGCCGACGCCCGCGCGGAGAGUGGAGCGGGUAACACACCGCUGCAUCUGGCGGUAAGGACUGCUUCAGUGGAUGUCGUGGCUACUUUGUUGAGUCACGGGGCAGACGCAAACAAGCUAAACGGUGAUCGACUCUCCGCUCUUCACCUGGCUGCCAAGGAUGGCGCAGCUGACAUGGUACAAGCACUCCUGGCCGCGGGAGCCCAGCCAAACCUUCGUGCGGGCGAGGAUGAUAAGGCGGGCCUCACCGCUCUUCAUAUGGCGAUCUCGAACAAGGACACGGGUGUAAUCGACGCACUUGUAGAGGCCGGUGCUGAGAUUGACGUCGAGGGAGGUGAAAUGCGCGAGACACCGUUACACCUGGCGACCAAGCUUGAGUCAUCGCAAGGAGUGGCCAUUCUGUUGCAGCGCGGAGCUGACGCGAACAAGCUGAACGGCGAUCAAUUCUCAGCUCUUCACCUGGCUGCAGAGGGCGGCAGCGCCGCCAUCGUUCAUACACUCCUGGCCGAGGGUGCGCAGCCAAACCUUCGUGGUGGUGAGGAUGGAAAGACCGCGUUGGACCUCGCCACGGUUGGGGGCCAUGCUGAGGCCGUGACAGUUUUACUCUUGCACCGGCCUAGCUUAAAUGCGACGGACAAGCUUGGCCGUACUGCCAUGCACUCUGCUGCCUCCAUCAACAAUGUGGCGGCCAUCGAUGUUCUUGCCGCCGCCGGGGCAAACGUCAACGCGAGGGACAAGGAGUGCUGGACUCCUCUCCAUUGCGCGUCAUCUGUAGGGUUCGCUGAAGCUGUCACGGCGCUCAUGAGGUACGGGGGUAGCGGCAACUAUUUCCACGCCGAGGGUGAAUCGCCGCUCCACCUUGCAGUUCGUGAAGGCCAUGGCGCUGCUGUGACCGCCCUCUUGGUCGGCGGUGCAGACCCCAACCUCCCCACCGAUGAUGGCUCCUCUCCCCUGUACCUGGCUGUCUAUUAUACGAAACUAGAGGUGCUGAAGGCAUUAACUCAACACGGCGUCGACGUGAAGGGUACCCGAACCAAUGGCGUUAGCGUCUUGCACACAGCUGUUGUCCAGGAAGAUGUGGAGGUAGUUGAAGCGCUCAUCGCCGCAGGGGCCGACCUCGAGGCAGAGGAUACAGACGGGGGUACUCCUCUUCAUGAAGCUCUUCGUUCGGGGUGCUUUGAAACGGCCGCCGCUCUGCUUAAGUGUGGCGCGGAUCCGACGAAACGGACGGCCAGUAACCGGGGCCUCCUUCACGAGGCCGCCCGAGGAGGUAGCGCGUCCUGCGUAGAACUAGUUCUCGCCGAUGGUGCGGACAUCAAUCUUCGUGACGACGAGGAAUCCACGGCACUGCACGCGGCGGCUAUUCAUUCUACCUCGAUCGUGGAGAAGCUACUUGAAUACGGCGCGGACCCAGAUUCUCGAGAUUCGGAUGGUUGCACCGCACUGCACAAGGCCGCCGAGAGCUACAACGGAGGCGUUACGACCGACGCCCUCGUUGACGGAGGUGCUGCAAUCGAGGCCCGCGACAGCAACGGUAGAACCCCCCUUCAUGUCGCGGCGUACUCCCACAUGCGCGCAGAAAUGAAGGCCCUUCUCAGGAGCGGUGCCGACAUCCGUGCUAGAGACAAUGAUGGACGCUCACCACUACACCUUGCAGUUGAUGGCGCGGACGUCUGCCAGAUCAAUCCCGCCCCUGUGGAUCUGCUGCUGAGAUGGGGUGCAGAUGAAACCGCCAAGGACGACGGAGAUGACUCGCAGGACGGCCGGAGCCCGGGAGAAGGUGCUUCCCAUUGGAAAGCUUUUGAAGGGCGCUGAGAAGGACAGGACAUGGCGUCGUCGAGGCUGGCUGGUCUUGUGCCAUGCUUUCCCGGAGAAGGUUCGGCUGAGAGCUGAUAGUGGAGGAGCGAACAGUAGAAACGGGAGAAGUGUCCGAGUGCGGGGCGUUACAGCGGCAGCAUCGCAUGGCGUCCGCUCCGGUACGCCUCACGGGCGGGUCGGUCGAGGCUUGAACGGUGUGGUGGCAACUGUGGUGGGCUUGGAAGAAGGUGUUUUCCGGAACAUCGUGAAGUUCCUGUGAGCCAUGACGCCGCCGGCUGUGUUCCGUCGUCCUUUCGGCACUUCGCACCACAGGGCCGUGCAUGCUAACAAGCUGAUGGCUGAGAACGGUCGCCGAGCGUGGGCUGGAGAAUUCUUUCAUCAGGCCGUUUGGUUCAGACGUGCAUCUUCUUCAUUUUCUGUACCGGGCGGGAACGGGGAUGAAGAACGGGACGGGGAUGGGCAGGGAACACCUUUCGGGCCGAACCUUGACGGAGUAUUUAAGUGAGUGGUUUGUUGUUUUUGGUCAAUUGUUGGGGGGAACCGGGUCGUCGGCAGAUCUGCUUCGAUGAAAUCUUGAUUUA
Molecule: messenger RNA, 3071 nt
Organism: Ectocarpus siliculosus
Lineage: Eukaryota; Phaeophyceae; Ectocarpales; Ectocarpaceae
Source: the annotation of a GenBank genome assembly